AUGUCGGGGCAGACUCCGGCAACCCCAACACCGGCUCCUCCAGCCAUCGACACGUCUUUUCUUCCACUCACAUCGGGCCAAGAUGACGUCCCCUUCCCCCUCGUAGACGACGGUGCGGGUCAUGGCGAUCAGGAAGCCACCCUCGAGGCUCUCCGCGCAGCCUUUAGCGAAUCUCACGACAACACCGUUGCAGCCGACGCGGCUCAGGCUGUUCCUGCUACGCUGCACUCGUCAGGCGUGGGCGUUCCAUCGGAGUCCGACUUGCCUCCCCCAACGUUGGUGCCCGCCUCCCAGGUCCAGGUGCAAAGCAUCGACAAGGCCGUGUCCCAGCUCCAGCAGCUGAGUGCCGCGAACCAGUCUAUCGUCGAUCAGAUGGAUGCGCCGCGUAUCCUCCAAGGACUCAUGGCCAGCUACCGACUCUUGUAUGAGGGCCACAGGCGACAGACUGAGCUGGUCAAGAACAUUAUCGCCAGUAUCGAGGGUCGCGGACCGCCAACUAUCGACCCUGCGUUUGCCAUCUCCUACGUCCCUCGCAGCGAGUACGAUUCCCUCAAGGCCCGCUACGAUGCUUUGGUCAGCACCUCGAGCCUCCCUUCCGGAUCGGGAUCUUCCCGCCGCACCCGCAUUCUCAAGAGCGUGACUCUUGAUGAUGGCGAUCACGACCGCCUGCGUGAUGGCGGCAGCGCGACACCGUUCGUGGACGAAGAGAAGCGCCUCGGCGGCGGUGGCCGCAAGCGCCGUUCCAUGAAGCUCGAGCACUUGGUUCACAAGAUGGCCAACCGCCGCCUGGGUGUCGAGUACCCCGUGAGCGCAUUCGAGUCCAAGGGCACGCGCGAUUUGCCCGAUCCGGCGAGCAUCCCUGCCAUGGCAGCCGAGAGUGUCAAUGCCGUCGACGAGUUCCGCCCCGACUUCCGCGCCGACGUGAGCUCGAACACGGUCCGUCCCUUCCUCGACACGGUUAUUACCGAUUGCAAGACCACUUGGAACGAGAGCUACGCCGCCGACGAGCCCGAGGUCGAUGAAGACCAGAUUGUCAAGUCUGUCCACACAUACUGGACGCGUCUCGGCAAGCGCUACGACGAGCAGUUGACCCGCGAGCGCGGUGAAGUCCACAAGGACGAGAUUACCCGCCGCAAGCAGAACCAGUACCGUCGCCAGCAGUCGCUUGUGGCCCGUCGCACUGCUGCCUUUGACUCUUCCCCACUCAACCUCUGCAAGUUGCGUGCACUUUACCGUACCCUCCUCACGAUCGACUUUGCAUCAAUGACCAACGAACGUCCCGACCUCAAGCGCGAAUACACCGAAGAUGAGUGGAAUGCGUACCGCAAGCUCCAGUGCGGUACUCGCUCGGCCGAUGCCCACGAGGUCGUCGACCAGUUCUGGCUCUCGGCCAACGCCCGCUCUCUUCUCAACAUUCUUGACGUCUACUCGCUCGACCAGGCCACCAAGAUGCGUCGCAAGGGCCGCCCCAAGCAGCCUGCCCCUACUUUCCACAUGCCAUCCGAGCUCUGGGACCGCUCCAACCUCCCCCUCCUGCGUCCGAAAGAUGCCCAAGGUCUCCCCGUCUCAGGUGCUGGCGGUAUCAUCCUGUUCAAGUUCCAUAUCGACGAAAAGGUCCAGCAAGACUACCCAGACUGGGCACAGGGUCUCUAUGACAACCCUCCGGUUCCCGAGGAGGACCGUCUCCUCCCCAACCUCACUGACGUGAUGAGUGCCAACGCAUUCUACCACCUCAAGCCACGUGUCCGCCAGUCGCGCGAUGCAGCCAUUAUCGUCCGCCUCUCGCCCGAGGAAGUUCAGGAUGUCCUCACUCGUCCCGACACGGACCAGACCCCUAUCGGCACUGGCACCCUCGACGAGUCUGUCGUCGCUGCCUCAGUCGCUGCGGCGGCUAGCGGUGGCGACCCUGAUGCGUCCUUUGACCUCUCCACCGCCGACUUUAUGUCUGCCCGUGGUCUCGAGUCCAUUGUCGCCCUCGCCUCGUCUCAGCUCGUCAACCCCUUCGCCACGCCCGCCCACCCUACAGGCGUGCCCGCGUCGGCCCACUUCCCUCCCAACCUCCAAGCAACCCACGCUGCGCUCAUGCCUUACGGCGUGGAUGUGUCGCCCGCAACCACUGCUGGCGGAACCAUCCAUGGGCCUUCUCCCGGCUCGUCGGUUCGCGCACGCAGGCAGGCCAAGCGUAUGAUGUCCGAGGUCCCCGGAGGGGCCGCUACCCCCGUGGCCAAGAAGAGGCGACCCGCGGGCGAGCCCGAACCCGAGGUCGAUCUCAGUGGUGACGCGAGCUUCCUCGAUUCGCUCUGA
This is a messenger RNA of Apiotrichum porosum, 2304 nucleotides long. RefSeq lists its product as uncharacterized. Bases 1 to 2304 code for a protein of 767 amino acids. The record is from RefSeq and is a predicted model, not a curated record. Lineage: Eukaryota; Fungi; Basidiomycota; Tremellomycetes; Trichosporonales; Trichosporonaceae. The transcript has a single exon.